Messenger RNA from Pimephales promelas (fathead minnow), 1233 nucleotides. It is a transcript of the gene dusp12, whose product is annotated as dual specificity phosphatase 12. Gene Ontology annotation, biological process: protein dephosphorylation. NCBI's taxonomy places the organism in Eukaryota, Metazoa, Chordata, Actinopteri, Cypriniformes, Leuciscidae. Gene Ontology annotation, cellular component: nucleus. The record is from RefSeq and is a predicted model, not a curated record. Gene Ontology annotation, molecular function: protein tyrosine/serine/threonine phosphatase activity.
CAGUAGCGUUGAUGUUUAUAUUUGUGGCGGUAAUGCGCACUUAAAAGUUGUUUGCCAACCGCCAUUAAAAGACAAAAGAAGAAGAUGUUUAUAUUAUAGUCAUCCUUUAAAAGAGCUGCGGGCGAAAUCCAUUUAAAUUAAUAAAGGCUAUUAGUCUCUUAUGAAUUUAUAGAAGUUAAAUAAUAACCAUCGGAAUGUAGCAGUAACAGACAUGUAACGUUAACGUUAGUUUCAAAGUUAUACUUAUUGAUAUAAGCUUUGUUGUGUUUACCCAGUAAACAAUGAUAGGAGUGGAGGCUGGACUCUACAUCGGAUCUUUGUCUGAUGUGAAGGAUCCUCAGAGCCUGACAGACGCCGGUGUAACACACAUACUCAGCAUCGACUCAGAGGAACCUGCAGUGUCUGGAUUCCACACGAAAUUUGUCCGAGCUCUGGAUGAUGCGUCCACAGAUCUCCUGAGCAGACUGGAUGACUGUGUCAGCUUUAUAUGUGAUGCUCUCAGCACACAAGAUGAGUCCAAAUCACCAGCAGUUCUUGUGCAUUGCCAUGUUGGACAAAGUAGAAGUGCGGCAGUGGUGACUGCUUACCUGAUGAAAACACAACACCUGAAUCUACAUGAUGCAUAUUCUAAACUCCAAAACUUGAAACCAGACGUUAAAAUGAAUGAAGAAUUUCUGGACCAGCUGGCAAUCUAUGAAUUAAUGGACUGUAAAGUAGAUACCACAAAUCCCUUAUACAAACAGUUUAGAUUGAAGAAAAUUACAGAGAAAUAUCCAGAGCUCCAAAAUGUGCCAAAAGAAGUCUUCGCUGUUGACCCUGCACAAACCCAGAAUGCAGAAGCUGUAUACAGAUGUAGAAAGUGCAGACGCACACUUUUCCGUCACUCCAGCAUUCUCAGUCACUGUGUGGGAGAAGGAGCCUCUUCGUUCUCUCAUAAGAAGACGAGGAUAGUGAGCAUUACAGCUGAAGAUCAGAGACAGUGCACUUCCUUCUUUAUAGAGCCAGUGCAAUGGAUGGAGCAGGCCUUACUUGGUGUUAUGGAUGGACAGCUAUUGUGUCCCAAGUGCAGCUCAAAGCUGGGCUCGUUCAACUGGUACGGUGAACAGUGUUCGUGUGGGCGCUGGGUGACACCGGCCUUCCAGAUGCACAAGAACCGAGUGGAUGAAAUCAAACACAUCAGUAUAUCUGCACUCAAAUGACCAACAAAUAAACAUAUGUAUUGUAUGCUCUGAA